Molecule: messenger RNA, 2746 nt
Organism: Archocentrus centrarchus (flier cichlid)
Lineage: Eukaryota; Metazoa; Chordata; Actinopteri; Cichliformes; Cichlidae
Product: dnaJ homolog subfamily C member 7-like
Exons: 14
Coding region: 12-1505 (497 amino acids)
Molecular function (GO): protein binding
Source: RefSeq, a predicted model, not a curated record
UCCAGAAAAAAAUGGCAGCUGUUGACAUCGACGUGCCGGUGGAAACAGAGCCGCAAAUCCGCAACCAGGAGGACCUCGAACGUCUGGCUGAAAGCUUCAAAGAACAAGGAAAUGCAUACUACAGCAAGAAGGAUUACUCUCAGGCUUUCAACUAUUACACCAAGGCCAUUGAUGCAUGCCCCAAAAAUGCCAGUUAUUAUGGCAACAGGGCGGCCACCCUCAUGAUGCUCUCUCGUUUUCGAGAAGCUUUAGAAGAUUCCCAACAGGCUGUGCGUCUGGAUGACUGUUUCAUGAAGGGGCAUCUACGUGAGGGCAAGUGCCACCUGUCUUUAGGAAAUGCCAUGGCGGCCAGUCGCUGCUUUCAGAAGGUUCUGGAGCUGGAGCCCAGCAAUAGAGAAGCGCAGCAGGAGAAAAAGAAUGCGGCAACACUGCUAGAGUACGAGCGAAUGGCAGAUUUUGGCUUUGAAAAGCGAGAUUUCAGAAAGGUGGUGUACUGUAUGGACCGGGCCUUAGCUUUGGCUUCCACCUGCCACCGCUUCAAAAUCCUUAAGGCAGAAUGUCUCGCUCUGCUCGGACGGUAUCCAGAAGCCCAGUCUGUUGCAAGUGACAUCCUGCGAAUGGAUUCCACAAAUGCAGACGCGUUGUAUGUUCGAGGCCUGUGUCUUUACUAUGAGGACUGCAUCGAUAAAGCAGUGCAGUUCUUUGUUCAGGCUCUGCGAAUGGCACCUGACCAUGAAAAGGCCCGGCUAGCCUGCAGGAAUGCUAAAGCUUUAAAAGCUAAGAAAGAGGAGGGAAACCAGGCAUUUAAGAACAGCAACUGUGAAGCUGCCUACCAGCUUUACACAGAGGCACUCAUGAUAGACCCCAACAACAUUAAAACCAAUGCUAAACUCUACUGCAACAGAGCCACAGCAGGAGCAAAGCUGAAGAAACUUGAUCAAGCCAUUGAAGACUGUACAAGUGCAAUCAAACUAGAUGACACUUACAUCAAAGCGUACUUGAGAAGAGCUCAGUGUUACAUGGACAUGGAGCAGUAUGAAGAGGCUGUACGGGACUAUGAAAAAGUUUACCAGACAGAAAAAACGCCAGAUCACAAGCGUAUGCUGAAGACGGCACAGGUGGAGCUGAAGAAAAGCAAAAGGAAAGAUUACUACAAGGUGCUGGGGGUCGGCAAGAACGCAACUGAGGAUGAGAUCAAAAAAGCCUACCGCAAACGAGCCCUCAUGCAUCACCCAGACCGUCACAGUUCAGCAACACCAGAAGUGCAAAAGGAGGAGGAAAAGAAAUUCAAAGAAGUUGGUGAGGCCUUCACUGUCCUCUCCGACCCGAAGAAGAAGAUUCGCUAUGACAGUGGCCACGACCUGGAGGACGACGGCUGUUUUGAUGGCUCAGAUUUUGAUGCAAACAACAUCUUCAGGGCUUUCUUUGGAGGCCAUGGUGGAGGAUUUACUUUUGAUUCCAGCCCAGACUCUGGACCUGGAAAUUUCUUUUUCCAGUUCGGCUAAAGCAGCGGAGCACACAGUGGACAAAGUCAAGUCGGACCCACAGUCACCUCAUGAUACUCUACUUCUGAGUGUCUUGCUAAAAUCUCAUUAAAAAAAAAUCUUCUUUUGACUACUGCAUACAUUCCUAAAUUAACUCCCCUUCAUUGACACGCAAACACUGGGAAGGAUUAUUCAGCAAUUUAAGUUAUGAAUUAACACUGAAGAAGAAUAAGUAUUUCAGAAGGCUUUUAAAAGCAGGUGUAUCAGUGGAGCAGAGCUCGUCUCUAUUGCCAAAAUUUAUAUUUUGUAUUCCACUAAAUUUCAUCUUAUUAAACUCCCUCAGUCUUCAUGAAGGGGAUCAACCAUGAGGACAUAUUGGCCAUCAUAUCUGAUUAUUUUUAGAAGCUGGAACCAUGUAUACAUCUUUAAAUUUCUCCUGGGACUGCGCAUCUCUAGAGGAAAUGUCAGUGUUCUGUGGAAGUUCAGUGACAAAUCUGACCUCAGGACAGCCUGUUAAGGACAACGCAGUUCUCUUUGGAGUGCGUGUGCAGAUUUUACUGGCUCUCUUGCCAAAUAUAGAAUUGACUUACAGGGUUUUUAAGUUCUUCUCCAUUCUUCAUUGUAUAUUUGAGUCGAAUGUAAAGCAUUAUGUGUCCACAUAUUGUCCUUCAGUCUUCCCUGAGUCUGUUUAUAUUUAUUGUACUGUACAUCCUAAAGCGUAUGCAGCAGAAUGCCAGUGGUCUUUGUCUUCCUUUGUUUGUAAAUGUUUUCCGGCCCAUCUUUUUCACUCAGAUUGUUGAUUUUUUUUUUUUUUUUUUUUUGAAAUGGACCCAAAUAAACCUUCACAUAUUUUUUUUUUUCUUUUCAAAGCAAUUCACAAACACCGCCCAUGUGUCAUACUGCCCCAUUCAAAUUCAAGUGGUGCCUUACCAGAAUCAGUAAAGCGUCUUACAGUGAAACCUACAUUUAACGCUGUAAAGAAAUCCACAUCCUAGUUCAGGAAAGGCAGCAGUUACACUUGUAUAGCGCAUUUUUUUGGUUUCAUGAUUUUCUGUAGGAAAAUCUUUUUAUCUUAGUCUCAUGUCAUGAGUCACAAUUUUAUGCACAUUUCAUGAGUACAGCCCUUCCCCUGCUUGUUCCAGCUGUUUAAAGGGGCACUGAUAGCAGGUCAGAAGCUUCAAUUGUAAACUGUCCUGUCACUGAUGUGUACAUUUUUUUUUUCUUUUUUAACUGAUAAAAUAAAGGCUUGUCUUUUACUGCAA